GAAUGCCUACAAGUUCAGGGUGCUAGCUGGAUUGAUCUCUGAAAGUAGGGUUUUCCUCUCUUAUAAAUAGCAGCUCCCUCAGUGCAUCACCAGAGAAGGACUAGGAAUAUGAUGAGACUGGGACUGGAUUUGAGUCUUAAAGUGUAAAUAACUGACUGCAACAGCAAUCCACAUGGACAAUGGAGCUCACACAAACCCGAAUGAUUUUCUAUCCAAUUCUUGCUACUGUUGCUGUGCCAGCUAACCUAUUAGUGAUUCUGAUCCUACUGCGUGGAAAGUGUGGUCUCGCCCUAUGUAUCACCUGCUAUCUGGUGGCUAUGGCAUCAGCUGAUUUAACUGUUAUUCUCACUGAUGUGAUCCUGAAGCAGAUUAUUCCACUUUAUUCAACAGAUCCAAUUGCAGAAAACAUCACCCUGUGUGGUCUCAUUGACUGCCUCACUCAUGCAGCCACAGACCUUACUGUCUGGUUCACAGUAGCUUUUACCUUUGAUCGAUUUGUGGCCAUUUGUUGUCAGAAGCUGAAAACUAAAUAUUGUACCUGGAGAACUGCAGUGGUGAUUAUCGGAACAGUGACUAUCCUGAGCUGUCUGAAGAAUAUCCCUUGGUAUUAUCGAUAUGAUCCUGUUUAUCUAUUUUUCAUACCUCUGUUUUGUAUGGUUAAAUUCAGCUACUACACCUCACCCCUGUGGAAAACAUUCAGUUUAUUUCACAGUCUGACUACCCCACUACUCCCAUUCGUUCUGAUUGCGUUCCUCAAUGCUCUGACUGUCCGGAAUAUUUUGCUGGCGAGUAAAGCUCGCAGGAGGUUGCGGGGUCAGGGUGAUAAGGAGAACCAGAAUGAUCCAGAAAUGGAGAACCGCAGGAAGUCUAUCCUCCUCCUCUUCAGUAUCUCUGCCAGCUUCAUAUUACUGUGGAUGACACAAGCUGUGUACACCAUUCACGAGCGAAUUACAUUAAACCACAUCAUUGAUCGGCUUCUCAAAAACCGCCUUCCAUUUGUUAUUGGGUACAUCGGGCCGAUGCUGCAGCUCCUCAGCUCCUGCAGCAACACCUGUAUUUAUGUCGUGACCCAGAGCAAAUUCAGAGAGGAUUUGAAGAAUGUGCUCAUUUAUCCCUUUCUCCUUGUUCAGCUGCUAGUGAAAUAACAGCUGGAGCUGGCCAUUCUCCUGAUUCCACUUCACGUUCCAUUCCCAAAGGCCUCACACUCUCUGCUAAAGCAAAACAUCACUGGAACAAUGAGAAUCAUGUGCCAAUUUACAAAUUGUGCAAUAUUUGACUUGGUACCUACAGAAUGCUGAUUGAUGCAAAUUUCUUCACUUUCAUCUUUAUUAUCAAACAGCUGAAACAAAAUGAAACUCGGUAAAAUUAUACAGAAAGAGACGUUUAACCUUUAUCUUCGUAUCACUAUAAGUGGGUCCUCUUGUUCCCCCAGCUGGCUAUAAUUUCUGAUGCUGCAUUCAUUUUACUUGCCCCCUUUUAGAUAUUUUGAGUCAAAAAGUGUGGUGCUGGAA
Chiloscyllium plagiosum (whitespotted bambooshark) is the source of this 1511-nucleotide messenger RNA. The record is from RefSeq and is a predicted model, not a curated record. NCBI's taxonomy places the organism in Eukaryota, Metazoa, Chordata, Chondrichthyes, Orectolobiformes, Hemiscylliidae.